Messenger RNA from Sorex fumeus (smoky shrew), 2633 nucleotides. It is a transcript of the gene FGF10, whose product is annotated as fibroblast growth factor 10. The record is from RefSeq and is a predicted model, not a curated record. The transcript has 3 exons. Lineage: Eukaryota; Metazoa; Chordata; Mammalia; Eulipotyphla; Soricidae. Gene Ontology annotation, cellular component: cytoplasm. Gene Ontology annotation, molecular function: growth factor activity; chemoattractant activity; type 2 fibroblast growth factor receptor binding. Bases 361 to 1056 code for a protein of 231 amino acids. Gene Ontology annotation, biological process: positive chemotaxis; positive regulation of ERK1 and ERK2 cascade; positive regulation of canonical Wnt signaling pathway.
UCAAGAAGAGAACAAAGUAAACUCCUGGCAGGGGGGAGUGGACGUCGCUGGGGGGACCGCCGCCGCCACCACCGCCACUUCCAACCGCCGGCUCCUGCUGCUGCGGCCACCCACGUCCAGUGUCCCCCGCCCCCGGUCCGGAGACUGGCCGAGCGGAGCGCGGAGCCGGGAGAGGCCGCCGGCGCGUCCGAGGAGUUAUGGAUGUUGGUGCAUUCACUGGGGGCCAGAUUCGCGCGCACACGGAGCUAAGCAGCGGCCGCCACCUCCAGCUGUCGUCUUCUUGCCGCCUCGCCCCAGCUCUUACCCUUCCAGUAUGUUCCUUCUGAUGAGACAAUUUCCAGUGCCGAGAGUUUCAGUACAAUGUGGAAAUGGAUACUGACACAUUGUGCCUCAGCCUUUCCCCACCUGCCCGGCUGCUGCUGUUGCUUCCUGCUGCUCUUCCUGGUGUCUUCGGUCCCUGUCACCUGCCAGCCCCUUGGUCGGGACAUGGUGUCACUAGAGGCCACCAACUCUUCCUCCUCCUCCUCCUCCUCCGCUGCCUCCUCCUCCUCCUCCUCCUCCUCUUCCUCCUCCUCCUCCUCCUCGGCAUCCUCCUCCUUCUCCUCUCCUUCCAGCGCGGGGAGGCAUGUGCGGAGCUACAACCACCUCCAAGGAGAUGUGCGCUGGAGAAAACUCUUCUCCUUCACCAAGUACUUUCUCAAGAUUGAGAAGAACGGGAGGGUCGGCGGGACCAAGAAGGAAAACUGCCCGUACAGUAUCCUGGAGAUAACUUCAGUGGAAAUCGGAGUCGUUGCCGUCAAAGCCAUUAACAGCAACUAUUAUUUAGCAAUGAACAAGAAGGGGAAACUCUAUGGCUCAAAAGAAUUUAACAAUGACUGUAAGUUGAAGGAGAGGAUAGAGGAAAAUGGAUACAAUACCUAUGCAUCAUUAAACUGGCAACACAAUGGGAGGCAAAUGUACGUGGCAUUGAAUGGAAAAGGAUUUCCCAGAAGAGGACAGAAAACAAGAAGGAAAAACACCUCAGCUCAUUUUCUUCCAAUGGUGGUCCAUUCAUAGAGGAAGGCAAUGUCUGUGGAUGAAGUAAAAACAAAGGCUCUUUUGCCAGGAAUAGUUGAUAUUCAUGAAGACAGUAGCUCAAAAGGCAAAGACGCAUUGCAGAUGUCUACUUGCUUGAAAGAAAUGAAGCCUUUGAUGGUUUUUAUACUCCCUGCUGACAUAUGAUGUUCUUUUAAUUAGUUCUGUGUCAUGCCUUAUAAUCAAGAUAUAGGCAGAUCAAAUGGGAUGGACAUUAUUCCUAAGUGAACAACUUUGUUUGGGUUUUUGGGUUAAGUUUUUGUCUUCGUUUUGUUUUUUAACCUCUGAAAUAGAAUUUAAAGGACACAGACCAAUCUGUUGAAUACUCUUCGGGAAAGUUAUUUAUGGAAUACAAACUCAUUAUCAAAAACUUUCACUGCUCAUUCAAGCCCUAUGAUCCAAUGAGCAGUAAGACACGCAAGCAUUUACUGGAAAGCACUUGGUUCAUAUCAUAUGCACAACCAAAGGAACUUUGGGUGUCGCAUCUUGUGUUGCAUCUUGGAAAAAUCAAAUAGGAUCAAACAAUGUAAACAUGUUAGUGUAAAUCUGUUCUAACAAAACAUAGUAUGGUAUGCUUGUGCAUUCUGCCUUCAUCCCUUUCUAUUUCUAAGUUAUUUAUUUAAUAGGAUGUUAAAUAUCUUUUGGGGUUUUAAAGAAUUUCCUCAGUGACUGCCCUCAGAUUUGCCUUUUCUUUUUCUUCAGCACACCACAUACAUGAUCAUAACAAAGUAUUUUUAAAACUUAGCAAACACUUCUGGAAAAGAAGAUGAGAUUGGAGAAGAGUUGAGUGUCCCUGUUCUCUCAGUGGGCUUAAUUUGCACUUCUGCAUUAAAAACCAUCAGUGAUGAAUGGUAUAGUGUGCCAUGGCUGGGCUUGAGUGUGGCAGGGUUUGCCAUCAUUUAAGAACAUAGAUCACUAAGGCUUCCUUUCCUAAGAAAUAGACCAGAAUGUCAAAUUCUUCUCUUUAGUACAUCAGUGGAUCUCCAAGAAUAUACGAAAAGAGGGAAAAAUAAGUGUUAAGUAUACUUUGGUAGCCUAGCCUCAUAAUUUACUAAUGAUUUAUUUUUUAAACAUGUCACAGUGGUAAGUGAUGUAGAGGCCGUCUGCAUAUUAUAAGAACCUUUUCUUAAGUACCACAUAGUGCAUCUCUCCCAAAAGAACUAUUAAGGAAUAUUGGUAUGAAGUGCAACACUCCCAGGGGCUUAAACUGAGCAAAUAUAUCCUGGUAUAUGUGUAACCAUAUACUGAAACCUGUUCAAGCUGUAUGAUCUAGUCUUAUAAAACCCAAUAAAACUUACUUUCUGUAAAUUUAAAGAGCUUUGGAAAGUUCUAUAAUGUAACCAUAUCAAAAUUCAUUUUGUUAGAGCAGGUAUAGAAAACAGUACAUAAGAGUGUACCAGUCAUCAUCACAUUGUAUUCCACUAAAUAAACACAUAAGCCUUAUUUGCAGUGUCUGUAGUGAUAAAAAUGUAGAAAAUGCUGUUUGUUCUGAAUACUUUCAAGUGAUAACUGUAAGAUUAUAUUGUUGCUGCAGUUUAUCUUCAUAUUUCUUGUUUUGA